Messenger RNA from Protomyces lactucae-debilis, 1862 nucleotides. Its product is annotated as tRNA synthetases class II core domain (F)-domain-containing protein. The record is from RefSeq and is a predicted model, not a curated record. Gene Ontology annotation, biological process: phenylalanyl-tRNA aminoacylation. Gene Ontology annotation, cellular component: phenylalanine-tRNA ligase complex; cytosol; cytoplasm. The coding region runs from base 126 to 1625 and encodes 499 amino acids. NCBI's taxonomy places the organism in Eukaryota, Fungi, Ascomycota, Taphrinomycetes, Taphrinales, Protomycetaceae. Gene Ontology annotation, molecular function: ATP binding; phenylalanine-tRNA ligase activity; tRNA binding. The transcript has a single exon.
GAAUGAGUCAAGGGAAUGGCUCAAUGUGACUGUGUCGCUUUCCUCUCACGUGUCCAUUUUUAUCUGGAAGCAGCCAGAGCAGCGAUCAUAAAGGCAUCAACCUGUCUGUCGCUUAGCCAAACGCCAUGGCAUCCUUGCAGGAGACAAUCCUGCAGACGCUCGACAAGGAUGGCGAGAUACAGGAUACCCGUGCGUUGAGUGAAAACCAGACUGAAGUCGGCUCUGUCUUGCGCUCGCUUGAAUCUAAAGAAAUGGUCGUCUUCAAGCAGCUCGAGACUGAUCGCUGGGUCUUGUCGAAAGAAGGGCAAGGUAUUGCUGAGAAGGGCAGUUAUGAGGCUCUAUUGUUUGAGGCUGUUCAGAAGGCAGUGGGUGGACUGAGCAUCAGCGAUGUCACCACUGUGCUUGGCAAGGACGGCAAGAUUGGACAGCAAAAUGCGCUCAAGAAGAAGUGGAUCUCUAUCAACAAGGAGACAAAGACGCUUGAGCCACUGGUGGAAAGUAUUACAGAUACAACACGACGGGAUUUGCAGCAAGUGGCAGAAUCAGGCACCUUGGCUGAUGCUGCAACACUGGCAGACCUCAAAAAGCGCAAACUAAUUGACCGGACAAAACUCAUCUCCUACCGUGUGAGCAAAGGCCCGCAGUUCUCACUGACGGUGCAAAAGCUAGAGACAGACUUGACGUCUGAGAUGGUCGCAUCUGGUGCGUGGAAACAGGCGCAAUUCAAAAAAUACAACUUCAAUGCGGCAGGUGCUCCUGUUCGUGGUGGUGCCUUGCAUCCGCUCCUCAAAGUACGUGAAGAGUUUCGCAACAUUUUCUUUGAGCUGGGUUUCCAAGAAAUGGCCACCAACAACUUUGUCGAGAGUUCCUUUUGGAACUUUGAUGCGUUGUACGUACCGCAGCAACAUCCGGCAAGAGACUUGCAGGAUACAUUCUACAUCAAGGGUCCAGCACGGACAACGACAUUCCCAGAUGCAGCGUAUGUCGAGCGCGUCAAGACAGUGCAUCAAGAUGGUGCGCACGGCAGUAUUGGCUACAGAUAUCCCUGGGUCUUGAAUGAAGCAUCCAAGCUCGUUUUGCGCACGCACACCACAGCCAUUUCAACGGCAAUGCUGUAUAAACUUGCCAACCAACCCGGCGGUUUCAAGCCAGCCAAGUACUUCUCCAUUGACCGCGUCUUUCGAAAUGAAGCAGUCGAUGCCACGCAUCUUGCAGAGUUCCAUCAAGUCGAAGGUGUCAUUGCAGACCGCAACUUGACACUUGGUGAUUUGAUUGGUUUCAUGGAACAAUUCUUUGCCAAGAUGGGUGUUCACAAUCUACGCUUCAAGCCAGCCUACAAUCCUUACACAGAGCCAUCCAUGGAAAUCUUUUCCUACCACGAGGGCCUCAAGAAGUGGGUUGAGAUUGGUAAUUCAGGCAUGUUCCGUCCAGAAAUGCUGGAACCGAUGGGAUUGCCCAAGGAUGUGCGUGUACAUGGCUGGGGUUUGUCGUUGGAGAGACCGACUAUGAUUAAGUAUGGCAUUGACAAUAUCCGCGAGUUGUUGGGUCACAAGUGUGAUUUGGACAUGAUUGAGUCGAAUGCUGCUGUGCGGCUGGAUAAGGGCAGCAUCUCGGCGCGUGGCUGAGGGGCGGUUGCUCAUUGAAGAAGCCAGCCUCAUGAAGACCCUUCAGCAGCGAUGUGGUCUGCUACGCGGUUUGAAAUCCGACGAAUGACCUCUUCCUGUGCAGAGACGCCGAGAUCAAGCGAGACGAAGCACUGCCGUUUGUGUUUUCGCGCUAUAUUAUCAGCAUCUAUUGCGUUUACCAUUUAGAAGUCAAGCACCUAGCAAUGUAGCAAGUCUAUCUGAACGAUCAUCUGAGCC